This is a messenger RNA of Fusarium subglutinans, 480 nucleotides long. RefSeq lists its product as uncharacterized. The coding region runs from base 1 to 480 and encodes 159 amino acids. The record is from RefSeq and is a predicted model, not a curated record. Lineage: Eukaryota; Fungi; Ascomycota; Sordariomycetes; Hypocreales; Nectriaceae. The transcript is spliced from 3 exons.
AUGAUGCCAACUGAUUCAGAGAUGCCAGACUCUCGGGUGAGGGUCGACCUCCCGGACGUCGACUUUUUGUUACUGCCUUGGGAAUACCUGGACCAGCCGCCCGAGGACGCUCAAAGUUCAGCAGCCGAAACCGAAACGGAGGGAAAGCAAGAAUCACAUGAGACUGAAACCGACGCCGAGAAACACGCCGAGCCUUCUGAAGAGGCACAACCCCAGAGCAUCCCUGAUACAGCCAAGAUCAAAGCGUGUCCGGUCUACACUCGGUGUAGAUCCUUGGGAUAUUCUGUGGACUUGUUCGGCGAAAUCACUAGCAUGCAUGACACAGCCUCUAUUGAAGAAGCCUUUCUCGUUGAUCAUGGAAUACAUGAUGUAUUGCCGGAUUUUAACCGCAACAUAUAUAAACAUUCUCACUACUUCUACUGUUAUCGGGCUGUUGUUACUGAAGGGUUCCAUGGUAAUGAUGCUGCCCAAAUUUGGUAG